AGUCGAUCGGCGCGCGCGCACUUCGUAACACUUGGUAACAGUCGGUUUAUGUUUCGUGCGAAAAUACGUGUAUUUUUUACUUUUCACGAACACACGGAGUUUGUUCAAAGUUUAGUGUAACUGUGGAUUAUAGAUGAAAAGAUGACGUCAGAGGUGAACAAUUGGUACCGCGGCCGGAAGGUGCUGCUGACAGGCUCAUCUGGUCUCAUGGGCAAGGUGCUCAUUGAGAAGUUGCUAUACAGCGUGCCAGACAUUGACUGCAUAUAUGCAGUGGUCCGCCCCAAGCGAGGGAAGACACCGGAAACGCGGAUCGAAGAAAUGUGGAAGUUGCCCUUGUUCAAAAGAAUCAGAGAGGAGAAACCGCAUGUGAUGAAGAAACUGGUUCCCGUUAACGGUGACAUAGUUUACGACGACCUUGGCAUAGAGAGGAACAUUCUGCAGCAGAUAUAUGAUGAGGUGUCCGUGGUAUUUCACUUUGCUGCCAGCCUACGAUUAGAAGCAAUGAUCAAAGAAAACUUAGAGAUGAAUACGAAAGGUACAUUGAGAGUACUAAAUAUCGCUAAGAAAAUUAAAAAUCUGGCUGCUUUCAUUCAUCUGUCAACGGCAUUCUGCUAUCCCGAUUAUGAAAGGAUGCCUGAAAAGGUGUUAGACCCUCCAGUCAAUCCUCAUGAAGUUUUGAGAGCAGCGAGCUGGUUGACCGAUGACCAAAUUAAUUUGCUAGCCCCAUCGAUUCUUCAGAAACACCCGAACUCUUACACAUACUCCAAAAGGCUUGCGGAAGCUUUAGUGAGAGAAUGUUAUCCUGAAAUGCCAGUAGUGGUAGUAAGGCCGAGUAUUGUGACACCUACUUACAAGGAACCUAUGGCAGGUUGGGUAGAUAACCUUAACGGUCCUAUCGGACUGAUGAUAGGAGCUGGGAAGGGUGUAAUACGUUCGAUGCAUUGCGUAGGCCAUUACCAUGCUGAAGUGAUCCCUAUAGACAUAGCCAUCAAUAGCAUCAUCGUUAUCGCUUACAAAAUAGGCACUACGACUGAAAGGAAGCCAGAUAUUCCUGUAUACAAUAUAACUACAGGAGACGAUAGAAACACAACAUGGAAACAAGUACUAGACAUCGGGAAAGCGACAGUCCGCAAAUAUCCAUUCGAGGGACCUCUAUGGUAUCCAGAUGGAGAUAUCCGGCAGAAUAAGUUCAUACACAACCUCUGCGUGUUUUUCUUUCACAUUGUACCUGCUUACUUCAUAGACUUCUUGAUGCUCAUAUUUAGACAGAAGAGAUUCUUGGUACGCAUCCAGAAUAGAAUAACUGUUGGACUUGAAGUACUGCAAUAUUUCACUACCAGGGAAUGGUGGUUCGAUACGCACAACUUUAAGGCUUUAGCGCCAAGUUUGAAUAAUGUCGAUUUUAAAACUUUCCCAAUGGAUCUGACUAUUAUCGAGGACGAACCAUAUAUAGAAGCCUGUAUGAUCGGAGGCAAACUUUAUUGCCUCAAAGAAAAACUCGAGAAUUUGCCGAGAGCCAGACUUCAAAACAACAUCCUGUUCGUAUUGGACCGUAUAGUGUCGGUAUUCAUUUAUCUAUUUAUGCUCUCCUGGGUCGCAUAUUAUUUCGAUUCGGUAAGAGAUAUCCUUUCGUAUGGAGGGCCGGUUGUUAAAUAUUUACCUUUUGUCGGCAAAACUGUCUUCAGAAACGAAUUGUGAUUGCUCCGUAAACAAAAUAGGUUACAUUCCAAAGAGAGUGAAUGUUAUUUUUUACUGUAAAUAAAUAUUGUACAUUUGGGUGCUGUAAAUAAGUAUACAUUAUUGUAGGUACUAAAUAAUAAGUGAAUUUUUAUAUUCUUUUUCUUAGGCUUCUUUUAAAAUAUUUGUGGAGUUAAAAGGUAAUUUUUAUUACUUUGCACUAACUUAUUAAAUAAAUACUGUUGUGUAGAUAUUAAAUGAAUAAACGGAUGAUCAAUUACGUAUCGGUAUUAUAUUUUUAUGAACAAUUAAUAAAAAUUUAUAUUCAGC
Molecule: messenger RNA, 2007 nt
Organism: Diatraea saccharalis (sugarcane borer)
Lineage: Eukaryota; Metazoa; Arthropoda; Insecta; Lepidoptera; Crambidae
Source: the annotation of a GenBank genome assembly